Messenger RNA from Homalodisca vitripennis (glassy-winged sharpshooter), 1155 nucleotides. Its product is annotated as eukaryotic translation initiation factor 3 subunit H-like. Bases 104 to 1096 code for a protein of 330 amino acids. Gene Ontology annotation, molecular function: translation initiation factor activity; metallopeptidase activity; protein binding. The record is from RefSeq and is a predicted model, not a curated record. The transcript is spliced from 5 exons. NCBI's taxonomy places the organism in Eukaryota, Metazoa, Arthropoda, Insecta, Hemiptera, Cicadellidae. Gene Ontology annotation, cellular component: eukaryotic 43S preinitiation complex; eukaryotic translation initiation factor 3 complex; cytoplasm.
UUCCUGUAAGAGUCAGACAUUUUGGGUUCUUCAACACAGAAGGCGGUGUGAGGUUAAGUUGUAGGUUGUCUCUUUAAUUUCAAAAAGUAUAACUUUACCUACAAUGGCGAGUGGUGGUGGAAGAUUCAAAAGGAUCCCUGAAAAUGAACAACCUAUUGAAUAUGUUCAGAUGGAUGGCCUGGCUGUUAUGAAAAUUGUGAAACACUGUCAUGAAGAAUGUGCUGGGAAUCUGGAAGUAGCCCAAGGCGCCUUAUUGGGUCUGGUAGUUGAGAACCGAUUGGAAAUAACAAAUUGUUUUGCUUUUCCUAAAAACUAUGAUGAAUCAGUUGAUGAAGAGGAAUACCAGUUGGACAUGAUGCGCAGGCUUCGUCGAGUGAAUGUAGACCAUUACCAUGUUGGGUGGUACCAGAGCUCUGAUGUUGGCAGUUUUCUCAGCUCUCCUCUUCUUGAAUCCCAAUAUCACUACCAAACGUCAAUUGAAGAAUCUGUUGUCUUGAUAUAUGACACCCAAAAGACUGGGAGAGGGUUUUUAACUUUGAAAGCCUACAGACUCACACCUCAAGCUAUAAACAUGUACAAAGAAGGAGAAUCUACACCAGAUGCUCUGCGAUCGCUCAAAGUCGGUUAUGAAACUCUGUUGAUGGAGGUUCCUGUCUGCAUCCGGAACUCCCCCCUGACCAAUAUUCUGCUGUCCGAGCUAAGCGAACUGGUACCUCCUCAACAGGGCUCCAACUUCCUGGACUUGGGAACAGCAAAUGUGCUAGAGGGUCAAUUGCGCAGUCUCAUGGAGCACGUUGACGAUCUUAACCAAGAGGCUAUCAAAUUUAACCGUUAUCAGCAGCAAGUUGUCCGUCAGACCCAAGACAAGCACCGUUAUUUGCAAAAGAGGGCACAAGAGGUGGCUGCUCGUCAAGAGAAGGGGUUGCCAGCGUUACCGGAGGAAGACAUCAACAAACUGUUCCGCCCCAUCGCGGUGCCGCCACGCCUCUCCCCCAUGAUACUGGCUGGUCAGGUGGAUGCCUACAGUCAACACAUUUCCCAGUUCUGUUCUCAGUCUCUGGCCAAACUGUACAUCAUGCAGGGACUACAUCAGUAAUGUUUAUAUAUUCCUAUUUGAAAAUAAAAACAUUCAAAUGACCUAAAUUUAGGUUUAAA